Messenger RNA from Aedes albopictus (Asian tiger mosquito), 8824 nucleotides. Its product is annotated as proteoglycan 4-like. Gene Ontology annotation, cellular component: chromatin silencing complex. Gene Ontology annotation, molecular function: transcription cis-regulatory region binding; chromatin binding. The transcript is spliced from 7 exons. The record is from RefSeq and is a predicted model, not a curated record. Lineage: Eukaryota; Metazoa; Arthropoda; Insecta; Diptera; Culicidae. Gene Ontology annotation, biological process: negative regulation of DNA-templated transcription; heterochromatin formation. Bases 718 to 4992 code for a protein of 1424 amino acids.
GGAACCUGAAACACAAGACGGAACACGAGCAAUCAAAGAGACGACGAAGACGCGGCAGUCAAUUUAACCACUUCCAACAGAUGACGACGACGGUGAAUCACUCACAGAGAUUUCACAACGGAGCAGAUUGCGCGCACGAAGCACAAGCAGCGCCCGGUUGUCGACGGAGACGAAGUCUGUUGCCCGUUGAAGUGCUUUUAGAUUAAGUUUCUUCUCCUUUCUCUUUUUCUUCACAUUUCCAUCCCGAUCCGGUCCGGUGUUGUAGCAGCUUCAUUGUUCCGGAUGAUUCACCCGCACCCGCACCAGCAUUCCAAGGAGUGACAAAUAACCAAGGAAAUCGAUUGUGAUAGGAAAAAAACGGGGAGUUUUCAACGCAGCUCAGAGCAACGGGUAGAAGCACUGCUGGUUACUGUUUUUAUUGCUCUUUAAAUGUUACGUUUUUACGAAUCGUUAAGUAAGUGCUCGAAAUCGAACGGCGGGAGAAUGGUCAAUUGAGAUCGUUCCGCCCCAUUCCCCCACAAAACGACCUUCCACGUGGGUAAUGGCAAAGUCCUUCUCCAGCUGGUAAUCAAAUUACCGGCCCGGGUCGCUUUCUGAAAGUGACCCACCUGAACCGCGCGCGCCACACAAUCUCCCAAGGAAAUCUAGUGCUUUAGUACCUUCUAGUAUCUAAUACCCAAUUAUACACAACCUGUUGUUACUCACGGUUUUAAAACGAUGAAACAAUGCAGCUGGUGCGAGGAUGUGGACCAUCAACAGCCUCAGUCAACCGCAGCCACAGCAUCAGAUCUGCCGAGCAGCGUCAAGAAAGUCGACGGUAGUAGCCCCAGCAGUAGUCCCAUCAAAGGUGAAAGUAAGCACAGCACUGGUGGUAAAUGUCCGCACCACCAUCACCUGCACCAUCCUCCUGCGAUAGCGAUUGAUACGGCAAACCUUCUACCUCCACGAACUGGUCCAAACGUUUCUGUUGCCGCCACCACCGCUGCAGGUGGUGUAGUCGCGGAUCAAAAGAUCAAACUCGGUGUGGUAGCUGCUGCUCCUAGUGGUUCAGUAGCAGCCGGAGCUGCAGUAGUUAAUCCCACUAGAGUUGGUGCCGCCGGUCCCGUUCCGGGUGCAGGUGUUGACUCGUUGACGGCGUUCAAUUUGCUUCCGGCACACUUCAGAGACAUGUUCCUCGCUGCCCAUCUGUUAAGAGGCUACUAUCAACCGGCUGGUCCGCUGAUAUCUCCACACCUGCUGGCCCAGGCGCCACCCAGUUCGUCCUCGCAGCACAGCGCCAGCAGUAGCACCAUCACCAAACAGCCACCGGAGUCCGACUCGCCGGUUCAGUCGCUGCCCCAACCGCCGUCCUCGUCGACCGCGGACAGUACCGACAGCGAUGUCCUGCUAACAGCUGGCGAUUUGUCGUCCCGAUCGCAGUCUUACGGUCGUUACGGUCCGUCCGGUCCACCGAACCUGUAUCCCCGUCCGGUCCAGAUGCACUGUCCACCGCCGCACCUGGCGCCCAACUACUACGCGGCACCACCCUACAGCCAGUACCCUCCGGAGAUGUACUACGCCCACGCGUACCCGCCGGCACACUUCUAUCCCAAGUUUGCCCAGUACUACCCGACGAGCCGCCGGUACUACCCGGGUCAUCCCGGCCCUGGUGAACACCUGUACGAACAACCGCCGCCUACCACGAGUGGCCCCGUGCCGCCGCCAUCCGGUGCCCAGCUGAUCCCGGCCGGACCGCAAGGACCUCAGCAUCUGGAGCACUACCCCGGACCGCCACCGUAUCCCUACCCGGGGUACGGCAGCCCUGGUCCGGGGCCCGGUGGGCAGUGUUACUCCCGUAACCUGCAACCUCCACCGUAUAUGGAUGCUCACUACACGACCAAUUGCCCCUGUCCGAUGCAGUCGUGUCCAAAAAACGUCAAUGCUGGGUCCCUUAUUGGUAUCAAGGCCAGUAAGGGCCCAGUAGCCAGCACAACAACCCAAAACAGCCAUCAUAUCGCAGGUGCCGCAGGACUCCAUCCUGCAGUGCCGCAACCAACCACAGUCAACAACAUCCACGAACCGAUCUUGAUCUCCUCCGGUUCGUCUACGUCUUCUUCGCCGGCUCCGCUGGAUCUACACUCUCCUCCCAUUGUACACCCAGCCGAAGUAGCGACGUCGAUAUCGCAUUCUACCCCCACCACUACAGUAGCGGCCAGUGCUCAUUCCUUCGCCAUGACCUCCACUACAACCUCCGCCACGACAACCACCAGUUCCGUAACCCCAACCGAAGCGCAUCAACCCAAUCCGGAAAGUGACCUUCACUCGUACAUGUACUACCCCAGCCACCCCUACUACCACCACCACCAUCACCGUCCAUCGGCACCUCCGCCGACGCAUCCUCUUCAUCGACUCAGCACAGCCUCGAACCCUCUUCUCACCGAAGUCAAGGAAGAACCCUCCACUCCCACUCUCGAAUCUGAAUCCAAAUCGAUCAGCAACAUUCCGAAGCUACUCCCGCUGACGACCACGGCAGCCGCCGUCACCAUGAUCAAACAGGAGCUUCCCGAAAUCAAACAGGAACCCCCGACGUCCUGCAAGAAAGAGGACUUUGAGGAGAACGGACCCGCCAUGACGCCGGACCUUCUCCUCGACGAGGCACUAAUCAAAAAAGAAGGCAUGGUCUCCGAGCUACUGCUGCCGACCGACCGAGGCUUCAAGGAAGCCCACAAACUCGACGACAAAAGUCUCCUAUCAGAUAUUCUAACCGCGGAAGCUAAUCUAAAAACGAGUAAGACUACCGGUAGUGAUAGUUGUACCAUCAACAACAGCAACAACAAUAGUGUUAGUAACAACAACAGUAGUAUUAGUAACGAAAAAGUACAAUUAGUCGAUAGUGUCCAACCUGAAAUUCCGGCCUCGACGGUCAAGCGAAGACCGCUGCUGGUCGCCUGCAAAAAGUCCACGCCGAAGAAGUCACCACCCAAUAGCUAUAAGAAUCUGAUCAAACGUACAAAUCUGGGCGACGAGAGUACCAUCACAGUUCUCAGCGACGACGAGGAGGAAGAAGAAGACGACGAGGAAGAACAAGCCACUAAGAACAAACCUCGACGCAAACUACUGUUGUCCAAGCCACGGAAGGUCCUGAAGCGAACGCGAAGGAUCUUCGGCGCCGAACAGCAGCGCCAUUUGAAGAAGAUCAACAAAAAACUGUUCAAAACCAAACGCAUUCGCAGGGUCCUCCAUAGGCCUUCCUGUAUUCCAAGAGAUCCACAGCUGCCGGAGUCUGUCCAACAACAACCGUUGGAAACCAUCACUAUUCCAGAAGAUCCCAAAGAAGAUGCGGAGAUUCAGGCGAAUCCCGUCACUGAUCACCCACAGCCAGAACCACAACCAGAGCGACCCCGGCCCAUGUCGAACGUGGACCUCACGAUCGACCUGGUCGCCAAGGGCUACUUCUCCGAGCCGGAAAUAAUGUCCACUGAAUCCGCAGCCAAAUCCCGCAUGCUCAAGAAGCUCAAACAGCAAGAAGGCCGCUCCCAGUCGGAGCAGAACCGCGGCAAACGAGACCGAAGCUCCGAAGGCAAGACGCGACCCUCAUCCAAGAAGCCCAAGAAACUAGACUCCCAGGAGGCAGACUUUGACAAGCGCAAGAGCAAAAGUAAGCCCAAGAAGAUGGAGUCCGCCCCUGAACUCCCCACCAGCAAAGAACCCAAGAAGGCUUCCAAAACGAAGUCACUACCGGCUCAGGAGCCGAAAGAGAAGAAACCUAAGAAGGAACCCAGCAAAAAGAAAUCGGACGCCAAAGCUUCGAAGGACAGUGGGAAGAAACGUGCUACCUCAACGCCCUUACCGCCGCCGCCACCACAGCAAUCGCCAGUGGAAGUGCCCGAACCGCAACCUCUUCCGGAGGACCAUCCGCAACCCAUCGCGACUCCGCUGGAUGUGAGCGCGAUGGGUGCCGAAUCGACGGUGGACGAUCGUGAGACGGACUUUGACGACGCUACCACGAUGCUGGUGGACGACGACAUGAUGAGCGUGGACACCAACACGAUGAUCAACCGGCACAACAAUAACAACAACAGCGCCGUUGAGAACAAGAACGCACUGGGGGGAGGGGUGGCCGGCGAUCCAGCUGAAGAGGAAGAUCCACUCGCGGCGACAGCAGGAACAUCAACCGCGGCGGUUGAAGCACCAGCGACUGCCGAAAGUCGCGCACGAACGCACGAUCAUGCUGACGAAGACGAGGACGAUGAAGACGACGAGGAGGAGAUCAUGCUUGCCAAGAGAUUUGCCAAAAAGGGUGGCAGUGGGCUCAAGCGGACGUCCCGCUCCCGGUCCAAGUCCAAGUCGCGGAAGUUCAGCACCAAGAAGCGGCACCGCGUCCGGAUGACGGCCGCCGAAGUCGAGGAGGUGAUCGUGCCAAGGAAGUGCACCGGCGCGCCGCGCUGGAGCAACGGCUGGACCUGGGAGGGGCAACCGUUCCAGGGGAAGGUGUUUCUGAAUAGUGACGAUCCACCGGUGCUACGAACUUGUUAUCCGGCGAUGCGACAUUCCGAAGGAGACACCAUAAGGCCGCGAGACUGUGUUCUACUGAGGGCCGGAAGUAAACGCGCCGAGUUGCCGUACGUGGCCAAGGUGGCGCAUCUGUGGGAGAAUCCGGAAGAUGGUGAAAUGAUGAUGUCGCUUCUGUGGUACUACCGACCGGAACACACGGAACAGGGCCGACAGCCGAUCGAUGGACCAGAUGAGGUGUUUGCUUCGCGCCACAAGGAUCACAACAGCGUGGCGUGCAUCGAGGACAAGUGCUACGUUCUAACUUUCAGCGAGUACUGCAGAUUCCGUCGCCAGCUGAAAGGCUUCGAGGAAGGCAUCGAGGAACAUCCGUCGAUAGUUCCGCCCCUCCGGCGGGAAAAUCCUCGCGUUCCGUCAUCGGUGGUUGCACCCGAUCUGGUCAUGUACUGUCAGCGAGUAUACGAGUUCCGGCUGAAGCGGCUCCUGAAGCAACCCUCCUAGUGUCGGAAGCUGGUGGUAGAGCGCCGCCGGCCAACAAUAGUUCCAGUGAAACAGGCGCUCUCCACCGUGGAACAAACCGUUCCUGAGCAUGCGACAGCCAACAGUAGUGCAACAGUGACAGCCACCGCUGAAACAACAACAACAACAGCAACAAUCAAAUCACAUAUCCGCAGAUGAAUCACUUCAGCGUCAAAUCUUGGGCACACCGGAGGAUUCUAUCCGGAGGGCAAAUCUCUUCCACAGCAUGCACAAACAGUGUCAUCAAAUUUACGAGAGAGGAUCGCGCGUCAACACAAAUGACACUCACUCACACACAACAUUUAAAGCGUACAUGUUUGGUAAAUGUAUAACGUGGUGUAACAAUGUACUUUUCCGAAUUCUAGUCCAGGGAUGUGCGAAACAAUCCAUAUAAACUAUAUUGAAACAACACGGAGACAUUAAGAGCAGUAAGCAGUUAACCAAAAUCAAGGCAGAAGCGGGAGGUUAUGUUUGCCUGUUGACACAUUUUAGGGAAAUCAACACAGCAACCUAUUCUCAGAGUUUAGAAAAAAAGCAACUCCAAAUGAAAGUAAACAAACAUAUAAACAUACAAACACAGACAGACAGCGUGAACUAAACGUACUUUACACACUUUUAUUUUUUGCUACACUAUUUAUAUUGAAACAUUAUUGUUCCCGAUCUAUUUUUGCUAUUGUAUAGUUUCCAGUUUACUUUGUAUAUUCAGUUCUCGAUUUAUACACUCAACAAAGCAAACGCUAAUAUAUUUCCUUAUAUUUUCUAUUUUUUGUUAUCGUUUCAUGGUUAAUAAUAUUAUUUGUAAAUAAAUACUAGUUGUUUAUUAAUCAAGCAUGAACUGGAAUGAAGCGAAAUCAAAAUCUAUUCUAAAAGGUAAACAAAACAGUCACUACUAGGCAAAAACCCAAAAAUACACUAAAACUUUUGAACCAUAUUUAACGUUAGCAAAAGCGAAAUCAAGGCAAUUUAGGACAACUGAAACUGUAUAACACUAACCAAACGUCACGUAAAGAAAAGCAUCAUCAAUGGAAGCGAAUGUUAGGCAACAAGAUUUCAAUUCAAUAAGGGAUUAUUUAGUAAUGCACAGUGACAGAAUGACUGCACUGAUUUUUGUUUUCGUUCGGAAAGCUGCGCACAAACAGUCAGAAAAUAGGCAAACAUUUAUUUUUCCAGUGAAAUGUGCUUCAAAUUGUUUGCAUACAACAAACCUGAUAUUAUUGAGCAGUGCGAAAAAUUGCGAGGCGAAACUUCCUUUAUUUAUACUGGCAACACUGUUGCGGCUGUCAAACAGUACACGGAAAACCAAAUCUAGGAAAAAAUAUUGCAAUUUUAACCAUGAACAGUGUUGAAAAGUCGCGCUUUUAAAGAAAAUUCACGUGUUGUCGUGCUGCUUUUCGUGAGUAGAAGUUGAACUAUAAGAACCGGAAAUAAGAGUUAGGAGUAAUUUGAUUCGAAAUUCCUAUGUUAGUUGAAUUUACCCUUCAGCAGUUGAAUGCGAACGCAGGAGCAACACAAAUAGUUAAUGUGAAUUAAAUUAAUUGUCACGCAAACACAGUUAUAAGCCAUUUUUAGCCAGAUGAUGAAGCGCAAAAUUACAUCCACGCAGUUACACCAUACACUAACAACACAUUAAUCAAUUGUUAUCGCUACUACAUACUGGGUAAUGAGUAUCAGUACCUUAUUAUUUGAAUUGUAUGCAGCAAGAGGAAGGAGUAAACUUCUCGAGAAGAAAACUAAGUAUAAUGAAAACAAAUAUUAUUACUAUUAUUAUAUAUAAAAAUCAAACAAGAAUAUAUACAAUUAUACAGUAUGGAAACAAGAAUUAAGAGAAAAAUAAACAGCAGCAACAGCAACAACAACAAUGAGGUGUAAGUAGAAUAGGUUAAACAACAAGAAACAAUUCUAAUGAAACGAUACAAUCCUCUCUGUACACGGGGCAGUGUUGGUCUAUGACUGACACUAGCUCUGCAUACCUAAGAACCCCUCCCUCCCGUCCUCACGGUUUAUCCUCAACCAGCCCCACAGUUGUUAAAUUGACUGUUUUUGUCAGAUUUAAUUGUCAUAUUUGCUGUUUUUCAUCUAAAAUCCUUAAAUUUUAACAUUUACAGAUGCAAAGAAGUUUUAAAAACAUUUCUAUUCUGCUUCUGAUGGACUUAUCCAUCGAUGAACCGAAUUGGCUUCUUUAACGAUGUUGAGAUUCUGAAUCUCUAUGUCAAACUGAGCUGAAAUCCAAAUUUUCAUGAGUUUUGGAGCCCGGGAACCUAUUUAAAAAUCAAUUUGAAGUUUGUAUGGGGACAAUUUGUCGAAUAACCCCUCGUCGCAGUUUGUACUGGGCGGAGCUGUCAAACAGUUUCCCAGCUGUCAAAAGGUGAUUUCAAAAAAUUGAUUUUAAAUACCAAAAUAAGGUUCUAAAAAUCUGAAAAAAAUCAUAGUGGCCCAGAAAAAGGUGCUCUUUCGUAUAAAAACAAAAAAUCAAUACACUUUUCAUAAUUUAAAAGCCCAAUUCAUCGCGGUCCGAGAUUUUGACACUAGAGCGGGGCCGUUUCCAAUCAGAAUUGAACGAUUGCCAAUCAGAAUUCACUCGGUUUGAGGAUUUCGACACUAGAGCGAGGUCAUUUCCAUUCAGAAUCGUCCAAUUCUUAUUGGAAACAGUCCCGCUCUAGUGUCAAAAUUCUCGGACUGAGUGAAUUCGUUCUUCGGUGGAUAAGUCCAUAUGUUCAUUUGGUUCCUUAUGUGAGAUUCUGAUUGACGUUUACAAAGAUAAACAUAUAAUAUAGCGGUUAGAUCUGUCAGAAACAGUGGGCGUUUAGUUUCCCUUCCAGCACUCCUCCGACAAAAAAUGACCCAUAAAUUAAUCACUCGGAAAAAAAUAAAAUAAAAAUCACUUAUAGGAAAAAUUGGAACCUAGAAAUUUAGGUCAUGGCUAAAUAGCAGUAGAUACGAAAGUUUGGAAUACCGCGUUUGGAACGAUUAAAAAUCAACCGGAAAGUAAAAGUAAUCAACGACACAGCAUCAUAAUCCCACAUUACACGAACAAUCCAUUAACAUUUUCCCAGAACCCUCAAGAAGGACCCCCGCACAAUCCAAGCGACUCAACUGUCAAAUCCGACGCGAACCUACACUUUUCAUGUUCCAGCCAGGCUAUACCUGCGCAGUUAUUGGUUCAGUUAUUACCACGUGUUUUACCACACAUCGAUUACAUUCUCCUCCCUCUCAGUGACGUAGACACACACACAUUAAGUAAUUUCAGCUGUAUUUGUACCGUGUACCAUAUAGGUUUAUCUUGAAAUGCUAGGUUUAAUAUCAGUUGUUGCUAAAUAAGGUUGCUUUUAGUAUGUACAGUUGCAGUAAGUUUCUCACUCUACUUGUUUCCCUCCUACAUACCUAUACGGAUAAUAUUUACUUGCAAUAAGGUUUUGCGUACGUUUACCGACCUAUGGUAUCCUACUGUGUAAGACAAAAACAUAAGUUUCCUUUGUAAAAAUAAACUAACUAUCGUUUCUUCUUUUGUUAAGAAAAGCUACACAAGUAUUGACAGAAACAACAAACAUACGAUCGUAACGAGAAAGGCUUUAGCGUACGGAACAAAACAAAUUAACACAAUGAGUAAAAAUAAGGUUAGGAAAGCCUUAAUCAGUAAAUGGCGGCUGAAAUGGACAAGGCCAAAGUGUGCGGUGCUGUUGAAUGAAACUCAACAUGUCACCGUAGAUGAUUACAUAUGCAUACACACAGACACAGAAACACACAAACAUACAAAAAACCAGAAAACAUAUGUGGCAAGUCUAAUUGGAAAAAAUAUACCAUGAACAAAAUUAGA